UGGCUGGCAAUACGGAAGUAACAAACAGGGCCGCCCACUGCAAUGAACACAUAUGUUGGCCUUGUAGCGUGUGUUUACAACUGAGACAUUUUACGACAGUGUGUCCUUAUAAUUCUACAGGUACAUUAAGGCGAGUGAACUCGUAGGAAAAGUCUUCUUGACAGAUAUGGACGACGUGACAGGAGCUCAGCUUAUUGCUGAGUCUCUAAAGUCUCAGAAAGUGGAGUACAUGUUUGGGAUAGUUGGUGUCCCUAUCAUUGAAGUGGCCAUGGCUGCUCAGGCUGCAGGGAUCAAAUAUGUGGGAAUGCGAAACGAACAGGCGGCAUGUUAUGCAGCAUCAGCUGUUGGAUAUCUCACUGGAAGACCAGGUGCCUGUCUGGUGGUGUCUGGUCCUGGACUCAUUCAUGCUUUGGGUGGAAUGGCCAAUGCCAACGUGAACUGCUGGCCUGUAGUUGUUGUUGGAGGGUCCUCAGAUCAAAACCAGGAAACCGCAGGUGCCUUUCAGGAGUUUCCUCAGGUGGAAGCAUGUCGUCUUUAUAGCAAGUUCUCUGCUAGACCCAGCAGUCUGGAGGCCAUCCCUUCAGUGAUAGAGAAGGCAGUCCGCACAAGCAUGUAUGGACGUCCAGGUGCCUGUUAUGUGGACAUUGCAGGGGACAUGGUCAAUGCUAAAGUGGACAGGAGCAGAGUCAGGGUUACAACCUGUUGUCCAUCUCCUCCGGUGAGUUUGGCUGACCACAAUGCUGUCUCUGAGGCCAUCACUGUGUUGCAAAAUUCUAAAAGACCACUGAUCAUCAUUGGCAAAGGAGCAGCGUAUGGCCGAGCAGAAGCUGCUCUGAAGGAGUUUGUGGAAGUGAGUGGUCUGCCAUUUCUACCCACCCCUAUGGGGAAAGGUGUCUUACCUGAUGAUCACUACAACUGUGUAGCUGCUGCCCGAUCCAGAGCUCUCCUCAAGGCUGAUGUUGUGCUUUUGCUUGGAGCCAGGCUGAACUGGAUCCUCCAUUUUGGCAUGCCACCUCGAUUUGACCCAGAUGUCAAGAUAAUCCAGGUUGACCUUUGUCCUGAGGAGAUGGGGAACAAUGUGAGGCCUGCUGUCGCUCUCCUGGGAGACAUCAAUGCUAUUGUCACUCAGCUUUUGGAGCGUGUCCAUAAAGAUGGCUGGAAAUAUCCCUCUAAUACAGAGUGGUGGAGCACGCUAAGGGACAAAAUUGCUACGAAUGCAAAAAUAUCAAAGGAAAUGGCGCUUCAACCUGCAGUGCCCAUGAACUACUACACAGUGUUUCAUCAUGUCUCCCAGCUGUUGCCACAUGACUGCAUCAUUGUCAGCGAGGGUGCAAACACUAUGGACAUAGGCCGUACCAUGUUGAACAACUACCUUCCUCGACACAGGUUGGAUGCUGGUACCUUCGGAACCAUGGGUGUAGGUCUUGGUUUUGCUAUCGCAGCAGCUGCUGUGGACAGAAGUGAGAACAAAGGCCAAAGGAUAGUCUGUGUGGAAGGAGACAGCGCUUUUGGCUUUUCUGGCAUGGAGGUUGAAACCAUGUGCAGGUAUAAUCUACCUGUGAUCAUCAUCGUGGUCAACAAUAAUGGUAUUUACAGUGGAGUGGAUCCUGAGACGUGGAAAGAAAUGGAAAAAAUGGGAGAUCUCACCACCAUAGCCCCUCCUGUGACCCUCCUACCUGAGGCUCGCUAUGACGAGGUCAUGACAGCAUUUGGAGGUCGAGGGUUCCUGGUGAGGACGGUGGAGGAGCUGCGCAGUGCUUUACAGCUCAGCCUGAGUGGCUGGGAGAAACCGAGUCUCCUGAACGUGCUCAUCGACCCGUCUUCAGACAGAAAACAGCAGGAAUUCCCCUGGCUCACUCGCUCCAACUUAUAGACUGAACAAGGUGUCUGCACCCUCCUUUGUCCACAACAUUAUCACAACAGGAGAGACACUUUCCUCUGUGAACUCAACCUGGGACAGCUGCCUUUGAAUUUAUGAUUGUUUCCAUGAAAUAUCUAACUAUUUUUUAAUGAUUUUUACUACUCAGUAGUAUUACAAAUAACAAAAUAAUGAAUACAUAAAUAAAAAAAUUUUACUCGUACAA
This is a messenger RNA of Notolabrus celidotus (New Zealand spotty), 2084 nucleotides long. RefSeq names its product 2-hydroxyacyl-CoA lyase 1 (gene hacl1). Gene Ontology annotation, molecular function: magnesium ion binding; thiamine pyrophosphate binding; catalytic activity. The transcript is spliced from 17 exons. NCBI's taxonomy places the organism in Eukaryota, Metazoa, Chordata, Actinopteri, Labriformes, Labridae. The record is from RefSeq and is a predicted model, not a curated record. Gene Ontology annotation, biological process: fatty acid alpha-oxidation. Gene Ontology annotation, cellular component: peroxisome. The coding region runs from base 167 to 1873 and encodes 568 amino acids.